AUGGGUGCAAAAGUUCCUAGUCUCGCUGCUGCAAACUUGCUCGAUGGAGUUGUGGCCACUUCCAGCGCUCAUGAAACCAUUCAUAAAGACACGAUCGCCCGCAGAACCGAUGAAAUCUCGAUUCCAUCUUCCAAGGUCAGCCUAGAGCAAAGAAAUGAGAAAAGAAUCAUCGAACACCCAUGCGAAAUUACCCAUAAUGCUCAAAUUGGAGUGCAAAAAGCCGAAGCCACGGCCCUCGUGUGGUCGAAGACCGCGGUUUAUGCCAUUUACGCAUGGAUUUGGUUGUGCUUCUUUAUUCUUUCCAUGCAAGCCUCCAUCAGCGCCAACAUGGUCUACUACGCCUAUGCAGAUUUCGAAUCAGCCCCUCAGAUAUCCCAGGCCUUCAUCCUAUCAACCAUCAUUGCUGGAAUCAUUGCACUCCCCAUCGCAAAGAUUCUCAAUCUAUGGGGACGUGCUGAAGGUUUCAUUCUCUUUUUGGGCCUUUUCCUCAUCGGCUUCAUAACAAUGGCCUCGUGCGAUGGUCCAAAUAGCUUUGCAGCCGGAUAUACGCUCUAUAAUAUCGGGAACAACUCUAUCAACUUCAUAUUGACCAUAUUUGUCGCUGACGCAACGGGCCUACGGAAUCGAGCAUUUGCUUACGCAUUUAUUGGCACUCCUACCAUAUGUACCGCCUUCACCGGUCCGCUAGUUGCGCGGGCAUUUCUUAUUCAUUCUACGUGGAGAUGGGCCUAUGGUUGCUUCGCUAUCAUCGUGUUCAUCGUAUUCGUCCCUCUUGCCUUCGUGCUCAAGUUCUAUCAACGGAAGGCUGAAGACAUGGGCAUUUUUGUUGUGACCCAAAGUGAUCGCACAUCUUGGCAGUCAAUAGUGCAUUACUUUCAUGAAUUUGACUGCGUCGGCGGCUUUCUCCUGAUGGCUGCUUUCAUUCUUUUUCUGUUGCCCUUUAGCUUAGAGAUCUACGGCUACGGUGGUUACUUAUCGCCUACUUUUAUCAGCAUGGUUGUUAUUGGCAUUCUAUUAUUUCCCAUUUUUGCUGCAUGGGAGAAAUAUCUCGCCAGAACUCCCUUUAUUAAGUGGGAGCUGUUCAAGAAUCGCACUGUUGUUGGUGCCUGUAUCGUCUCCGCGGUCAUCUUUUUCAACUAUUACACGUGGAACCAAUACUACUAUUACUAUCUUCAGGUUGUCUAUAACUUGGACACGGCAAGAACUGGAUAUAUGACUCAAAUUUACGGCGUUGGAUCAACGAUCUGGGGUGUCAUAUUUGGUAUUUGGAUUCGUCAAACCAAACAUUUCAAGAAGAUUUGCCUCUUCUUUGGUGUUCCACUUUUCAUGAUGGGCGCAGGACUUAUGAUUCACUUUCGGGGAGCUGGCAGUGCAAUUGGCUAUCUAGUGAUGUGCCAAAUAUUCAUUGCCUUUGGAGGUGGUACGCUCGUUAUCGGCGAUGAAAUGGCUGCCAUGGCCGCCGCCGAUCGUGAAGGAAUUCCUAUGAUGAUUGCCUUGAUCAGCCUGGCUGGCAGUGUUGGAGGAUCAAUAGGCUACGCUGUUGCUGUCGCCAUUUACUCUAACACCUUCCCCGAAGCUUUGUUGAAUGCUCUUCCGGACGAGAAAAAGGCUGACUAUGCUACUAUAUACCUUGGAGGUUCCGCAGCACAGCUCGUUUAUCCCCCCGGCUCUAUUACUAGGGAUGCGAUCAACCAUGCGUGGGCAUAUAGCCAGAAGUUUGAGUGCAUCGCCGCUUGUGUCAUUGUUAUCCUUGCUUUCCCCGCAGUUGCUAUGUGGAAGAACUACAAUGUGGACAAGAAACAGGUCAAGGGUAUCGUCAUUUAA
Messenger RNA from Penicillium soppii, 1824 nucleotides. Its product is annotated as Siderochrome iron transporter 2. NCBI's taxonomy places the organism in Eukaryota, Fungi, Ascomycota, Eurotiomycetes, Eurotiales, Aspergillaceae. The transcript is spliced from 2 exons. Gene Ontology annotation, molecular function: transmembrane transporter activity. The coding region runs from base 1 to 1824 and encodes 607 amino acids. The record is from RefSeq and is a predicted model, not a curated record. Gene Ontology annotation, biological process: transmembrane transport.